UCUGCUGACACACACACAGAGGACAGUCCGCUCCUUCCCGUCCUCCACGCCGUCUCUACAUGGAUGCUCGGUGCGGUUCGGCCCAGAUCAGAUCGAAGGAAGUCCAGUCCAGCACCGGGAGCAGGAGAACUGAGGAACCUGGUACCAACUGAAGGACCAGCAGCUGGUACUGUUCCUUGUCCCACUCAGCUGCAUGCCACGCCCACAUCACUAUGAACUGUGAGCAGGACUUUGGAGACGGGGGUCUGGGAGUGACCCUCACACUCCGUCUGCUCAUGCACGGGAAGGAGGUUGGCAGUAUCAUAGGAAAGAAAGGAGAGACGGUGAGACGGAUACGAGAAGAGAGCAGCGCUCGGGUCAACAUCUCUGAGGGCUCCUGUCCAGAGAGGAUCAUCACCAUCAGUGGCUCCACAGACAGCGUCUUCAGGGCCUUCACCAUGAUCACCUGCAAGAUGGAGGAGGACCUGAGCGCCCUGGUGGCCAACGGCACCAUCAGCACCAAACCUCCAGUGACCGUCAGGCUGGUCAUCCCUGCCAGCCAGUGUGGCUCUCUGAUUGGAAAGGGAGGGGCCAAGAUAAAGGAGAUCAGAGAGAGUACGGGGGCUCAGAUCCAGGUGGCCGGGGAUCUGCUCCCUAACUCCACUGAGAGGGGAGUGACGGUCUGUGGGGGUCAGGACUCGGUCAUCCAGUGUGUCAAACUCAUCUGCACCGUCAUUCUGGAGUCUCCACCCAAAGGAGCCACCAUCCCCUACCGCCCCAGCCCCCCACCAGCUGCACUCUACAUCGCUGGAAACCAGGUGUUUGAAGCCUCUGACUUUGCCCCCCACCCCUUCUACUCCGUGGCCCAGUGUGGCCUGGACUUCCAGCAGGCCUACGCUCUCCAGAAUCAGUACGGCGUUCCACACUCGGAGCUCACUAAGUUCCAGCAGCUGUCACUGCAGCAGGGCCUGAGUCCAGUCGUCCAGUCUGCUGCCACCAUCAUCCCUGGGAUGGACUCCACCCCCCCCACGUCUCAGGAGCUGCUCAUCCCCAACGACCUCAUCGGCUCAAUCAUCGGACGUCAGGGAACCAAGAUCAACGAGAUCCGUCAGGUCUCAGGAGCUCAGAUCAAGAUUGGCAGCCAGUUGGACGGAACCAGCGACCGCCACGUCACCAUCAGUGGGACGCUGGUCAGCAUCAACCUGGCCCACUACCUCAUCACCUCCUGUCUGGAGACGGCUAAGUCGACGGCCCAGGCCGCCACCGUGGCGGCGCCGGUCGAUAUCAACAUGGCCUUCACCCAGCCGGCCUCCCCCGCCGCCUCCCCCACUCCCACUCUGGCUGCUCUGAGCACACUGACCCCGGGUCACGUGUUGACCAGCGGUCCGUACGGUGCCAUGUCCCUGUCAGGCCUGCUGGGGGUGAAGUCCGUCCCCUUCCUGACUCUCUCCUCCAGCCCCGCCCCCACCGUGGCAGCCCCCCCCACCCCCUCUCACACCACUCUGGCUGCCUACACCGCCAAAAUCUCCUCAGCAAAUUGCAUCAAAAAGCCAGAGAGACAGAAGUUCGCCCCCUACUGACGUGGAGGAGGAAGUGUUCUUCCACCGCAGCCUGAUGUAGCCACGCCCACGGCAGCAGCGCUCUAGACUUUAAUCUGUGAUGCACUACCAGAGAAGAGACCAACGCAGACCUGGACGAAGACGUCUGUCGUUACUGAUCAUCAUCAUCAUCAUCAUCGUCAUCAUCGUCAUCAUCUCUGAACAGCUGUUUGAGGAGGUUUACAUAUUUCUCAAGUCAGAGAUCAGUUCUCAGUAUUUAUCCUUCAGUACAUUUGUAAAUUAUAUUCCGAGGACAAACUGAGCUCUACUCCACGAUGCUUUUAUACUAUGACUAUGUUUGCCUCAAAGUUUUUUAGAAAAUUUGUACAUUUUUUUAAUGUUCUUUACUGUUCAAUAUUCUGUUCGUUUUGUUGGAUUUUGAUUUAAACGUAGCUUGUUUAAUCUUUAUUUAUAACUAUUGUUUCAAUUAUUAAAGCUCUUUGUUUCCUGACAUGAAAGCAGUUUUUAUUUCACUCGUACAGGAGACACGUCAUCACCAGGCGGUGCUCUCACACUGACUCACAGCCAGGGGGAGACAGUGAGCACAACAGCAGGCAGCGUCGACCGCAGGUUAUUUUUAUUUUCCUACAAACACUGCAGGAUGACGCCCGUGGUUCCAGCUGCUGCUUCACUCAGGCAGACACGGGCAUUUAACCAACAACCCAAACGAUAACAACACGUGGAAGUGUACGUCACACUGUACUGUGUCACUCGGACUGAUCACGCUGUACCAAAAUAAAUCACAACGAUUUCCUAAAGGAUUAUCUAUCAAUAUUAUCAAUAUCUUCAUCAGAAUCCAACGCAGCAACGUUGCACUCCAGGGCAGAGGGUCUGCGACGCCUACUGGAUCUAUGGAGGUACUGCAGGAGGGUUUGUUCAUCAAUCAGAAUUUAGUCAUUUGAACAAGUUAUCAAAUAAUAAUAAUAAAAGAAAAACACCAUUGAUGUUCAGUAAAUAUCACCGUGCUCUACGCUGUCAGUUAAAACUCAAUCAAUGCUAUGAAAUAUUAUUAUUAUUGUUGUUAUUAUUAUUGGUAUUAUUGUUAUGACUGUCAUACAGGUAGUAUGUCAGUGAAGCACUCCGUCUGAAAAGAACGACUUGUUCAACAGUUCAGUAAAUUAGUGACUACAAAUGAAUGGACCGGCGGACCUCUACAGGACACUUGACUUCCUGUUAUGGCUAACUAGCGCCACCUGUCUCUUCGGAAGAAGAACAGCAGUAAUAAGCAGCGGGUGUGCUCACGUCUGCCCCCCUCGGUGCACCAGUGGUGCUGUAGUUCGAAAACCAAACACUGACCCACAGAGGAAUACGUCACUGCAGUUUUUAACAAUAACGUGGCUCACCUUCACGAUCAGGUUUCCACAUGUACCACCAGAGGGAGCCCUAAUACCACUUGAUCGACCGAGCGACUUCACACGCAAACCAACACAUUAUCUUUACUUGGAGAUGCAGUAAUCAGUGAGAAACAGCGCCCCCUACGGGUUCAUUCUCCACGUCAAAUGUAAGGAGGGAAGCAUUGGAAGUGAUAAAAGAUUGUCUUUAAUGUUUGGCAUUCCAUACCACAGCAGUUACGGGAGUAGGAAAACCACUUUCACAACCAAACGAUGUUUGAUCAUGCUAAUACCAUAUGUACAGAAAAGCACACUGAAAAGUGUAGAAAGUAUUUAUAUGAGAAGACGCCGGGGACAGCCACAGUCUGAUGAAUUUGUCCUUUUUCAAACACUCAUUAUAGAUAUUUAUCAAGUACAUUUAUCUCUGAGUACAUGUAUAUACACAGAACAACGGGAGAGGGUCGGAAUUAUUCUCAAAAAUAUUUCACAAUAACGCCGUAUGUACAAUAA
Messenger RNA from Cynoglossus semilaevis (tongue sole), 3418 nucleotides. RefSeq names its product poly(rC)-binding protein 4-like. The transcript is spliced from 14 exons. The record is from RefSeq and is a predicted model, not a curated record. Bases 213 to 1559 code for a protein of 448 amino acids. Gene Ontology annotation, molecular function: RNA binding. Lineage: Eukaryota; Metazoa; Chordata; Actinopteri; Pleuronectiformes; Cynoglossidae.